Molecule: messenger RNA, 1113 nt
Organism: Maudiozyma saulgeensis
Lineage: Eukaryota; Fungi; Ascomycota; Saccharomycetes; Saccharomycetales; Saccharomycetaceae
Source: the annotation of a GenBank genome assembly
AUGAGUUUUUCAUUUGGUUUUACAACAGAUGAUUUAGAAAAUGAUCCUUCAGGAACAUCAUCUACUACUUCAAAUAUAGAUCCACAGACUAAUGAUAGUAUUAAUCCAUUAGAUGCAACGGAACUAACUGGUUCAGAUAUUAUUCAACCAAAGAUUGAAAAUGUAGAUGAUAUACUAAGAAGUUUGAAAGAUGUUAGAGUCUCUUACGAAGCUAUUGAUGUACCCUCAAUGGAUAGAAAUGAAAUAAAUUCUGCAAGAUUAUUUAGAAGAGAUUUAUUCGAUAUGAAACAUCAAUUGAUGUCUGAAGAUAAUAAUACCACUCUUUCAAAAGAUGAUGACGAUGAAUUAGAUAUCUUAAUGCACGAAGAUCUUAGAAAAAAUAUAUACGAAGGUGGUUUAAAAUCAUGGGAAUGUUCAAUUGAUUUAGUAAAAUUAUUAAAUGAUGGGUUCAAUAAUACACAAGAGUUGAAUUUUGAUCAAAUUAAUUGCAUCACAGAAAUUGGUUGUGGUACAGCAUUACCAUCACAAUAUAUUUUUAGUCAAUAUUUAAAACAAAAUAGAUCCUCAGGAUUAAAGCUAAUAUUGACAGAUUAUAAUUCUAGUGCUCUUCGUUUAGCUACAAUUCCAAAUAUAAUAUUAGCUUGGGUUAAUGCCGUGUUAGAUAAAGAACAAUUAUCUAAAUUACAACCUGAUGACAUAUCAAUGAAUUAUGAUGAAGAAAUAAUGUUUUCCGCAGCUUUAUUAGAAGCUUUCAAUCAAGAUAUUAAAAAUAAAAACAUUUCAUUAGAAUUCAUAUCAGGUAGUUGGGGUCGUAAAUUCUCCAAUUAUUUAAACGAUAUGUUAAGUUCGACAACAACUUCAAAUGAGUUACUAGUAUUAACUUCCGAGACCAUAUAUCAACCAGAUCAUCUACCUCUCAUAUCGGAAACAUUGAUUGAAUUAAAACAAAAUACUCAUUUUGAAAAAGUUAAUACAAUGGUAGCAGCAAAGGAUAUAUAUUUUGGUGUUGGCGGAAGUUUGAUAGAAUUUGAAAACUAUUUAAGGAAAAAAAAUGUUCAAUUUGAUACAAGGAAAGUCAAUGCAGGCUUGAAAAGAUCUAUCGUUUUAAUGUAG